Messenger RNA from Marasmius oreades (fairy-ring Marasmius), 1731 nucleotides. RefSeq lists its product as uncharacterized. Bases 197 to 1486 code for a protein of 429 amino acids. Gene Ontology annotation, molecular function: zinc ion binding; RNA polymerase II cis-regulatory region sequence-specific DNA binding; DNA-binding transcription activator activity, RNA polymerase II-specific. Lineage: Eukaryota; Fungi; Basidiomycota; Agaricomycetes; Agaricales; Marasmiaceae. Gene Ontology annotation, biological process: regulation of transcription by RNA polymerase II. The record is from RefSeq and is a predicted model, not a curated record. Gene Ontology annotation, cellular component: nucleus. The transcript is spliced from 7 exons.
GGGGUCUCCCAGGCUCGUGCCUUCAUGCUUCGAGCUGCCUUCCGUUUUGGGAACGCCUUCAUCUGUCAAUGUAAGAGUGGGAUGCCGGCACUGGAUCUCAUUUUUACGAUCUUGCUGGGUUUACUUAAUUACUACCAGGACACCUCUUAAGGUCGCAGACAAAUCACCUCGAGUUUGUUCCUUUUCGCCCUCGACCAUGAUGACCUCUGACCCUUUCCCACCUCUGCAGCUCAAAGGCGAGAUAAUGGACCUUGAAUUCACUGUUGACACGGACCACCGGAAGCGCAGGAGGAAUCGAACGACCCAGAGCUGCUUGAAUUGUCAUACUUCCAAGCGGAAGUGUGACCGAAAACGACCCUGCCAACGGUGUAUUCAGCUCGGGCUGACUGGGCUUUGCGUUUACGAGAUUGACGAUCCUGCGUUGAGAGAUGACCCAACAUUGGACGAAACGACAAGACUGAGAAACAGGAUUGCAGAACUGGAGAGCCUCGUGCGCGAACUGCGAGGCAAACCUCAUCCCCGCUGGGCGGAAACUACUUUUCGUGAUGGCGAUCCUAAUGAAAAAUGGCAUUCCCGGGCUGCCAAGUGUUUACCAGGUGGAAAGCGUCGAGCCCUCUCCCCGGAACUAGUUCAGGACAGCAACAACACAAGUCAUCCAGCAACGAACGGACGGUCCAGUGUACUAUCUACCCUUCUUUCCCCAAUCAAAACCGAGACCGGUUCCGAUCCUUCCUCUCAGUUGUAUCGAUUUUCCCCCUCCCCCGCACCCUCCAUGCGUUACCAUACCUUCCAGGCAGACGUUCGUAACCCUCCUGUUGAGGGGAAUGGCGGUCAGCGGUCACCAGCUUAUCGUUCUCCUACUUCUGCUGGAUCAUAUCAGUCUUCCGUUGCUCCUACAUCUUCUAGUCCAUACGGGGGCACUUCUGGACAUACAGGUUCCGCGCACGGCUCCUCAUAUUCUGAUGGCGGAAGUAGCACUGGUGCUGCUACCUAUCCUCUUUCGGGAAGCGACGAUGGUCGACCAUAUUCCGACCACUACUCGGCAAGGGACAGUCCCCCUCAUUCGAACAGCUACUGCCUCUGUCGUAACAACGCGGCCGUCAAUCACUCGUACAUGGCGCUCUCUCAGCAGCUUCAGAGUACUCUACACACUGUUCGUCAGUACAACCAUCACUCUGCCAACACACGAUGCAUGGUAUACCGGUGCAUCGCGGACCUAAACUCAGUAUUGGGUACCAGAGGUAACGAUACGACUGACUGCACGGCACCAGCGUAUGACAGUAAUACCCCGACAGACAGUGAGAUUCUGACACCUGCCUCGUCGUCUAGUGGACCGACAUCCUUUCAUGCUGGUUCGUCUCCAAGUGGUGGCGUUUCCCCGCACGAGUGGCCGUCCAUGUCCCCCACGACCUACAACCCUUACUUCCCAAUCCCUGCUGGAGCAGGAGAAUCUCAUCACUCCAUGUAUACGCACGUCAUGUCUUGACCCAGUUUUCCCGUUACAUAGUCUCUCAAUGCGCAAUUUUCAAGUUUUCUUCGCUUCUUGCUUUCACUGCUUUCACUUGUCGAUUACUGUACUACCUCUUAUCUGCUAUGGACUGUUAGCUAUCAUUGUCAUUAUUAGUCAUUACAUACCCCUGCCGUCCCUUGCCUUUCGCUUCUUGUCACGAUGUACGACACGGUACACCUUAUGAUACCAUGGUCCGCUUUUCCACGAGAUUUUUAAAAAGA